Messenger RNA from Perca fluviatilis (European perch), 1955 nucleotides. RefSeq lists its product as uncharacterized. The record is from RefSeq and is a predicted model, not a curated record. NCBI's taxonomy places the organism in Eukaryota, Metazoa, Chordata, Actinopteri, Perciformes, Percidae. The transcript has 7 exons. The coding region runs from base 481 to 1473 and encodes 330 amino acids.
CACUAUGCUCCGGAUGCUGACCAUGGGCGUCAGUUUGGUUUGAAAUGUGCUGGGGACAGAGACUCAUUCGGAAGUGUAUUUUCAGAAGUGCUGGGUAGCCUACAAGGACGCAUGUAGCUUAAUAAAUGUAAAUGAAUAAAAAUGUAUACAAAAAUGUGAUGAUGUCCGACACGUUUUAUGAAAAUUGUCUUUAGUUUUCAAAAAGAAUUAGACAUAUGACCCACUAUGUUCUGCUUUAUGUAUCUAUGUACCAUGUUGACAAUGUGACAUGACGUGCCAUCAGACUCAGAGAGAGGAGCUGCGCAGGAUAAAAAAAAAAAAGCGUACUCAAGUUGAUUACUCGGGAAAAACAAUUGAGACACAGCCAGUAAAGUGAUCCGGACUGGUCCUGGCUAACGCUGGCAGUUUACAACAUGUAGCCUGUUCUACUACUUCUACUUCUACUAAGCCCCUUCUACAACACUACAGAAGUCCUAGGCAAUGCUUUGGUCACAUCACGCAUGGCUUACUGCAAUGCUAUCCUGGCUGUUAUCCCCAAAACAAACUCAUCCACCCUCUCCAACUCAUCCAGAACACUGCUGCACAGAUUACACGUUCAUAGUCCGCUGGACACAUCACUCCGCUGCUAUUUUAACUACACUGGCUCCCUGUUUUUACAAAGGAUCAACUUCAAAAAUAUUACUAUUGACAUUUAAAGCUCUUCACAAUUUAUCUCACAGACCUCUUUCACACCUACACUACCUCUCGCUCCCUGCGGUCCUCAUCAACAGUGUCCAUUUGAAUAAGCUCACUGCCAUGUUUUAUGAUUGUAGUUAUCUUCGGAAGUCAGAGAAUCGUCCCGAACAAGCAACCAUUGAAGAGAGUUCUUCAACUGAAUCCUGUUAUCUUCGGGAGUCAGAGAAUCAUCCCGAGCAACCAACCAUUGAAGAAAGUUCUUCAACUGAAUCCAGUGAAAGUGUGCAUGAAGAAUACCCGCUCAUGAUGUGUUCAGAAAAUGAAGUUGAGCAAGAAACUUGUGCUGCUCCUUCUGUCCAGUCAUCUGAAAAUGGAAAGGAGUCAGGAAAAAAAGAUGCUGCUUGUCAAAGACCGAAAAGUCAAAAAGAGCGGACAACAACCAGCCAGUCCGAAAAUAAAGAAAAUAGAGAUAUUCAAGAAGACGAGAAUGAAGAAUUCAGCACCUCAUUAAGUGUGGGAGAUGGACGCUACCUGGUGGAUUUGGGGAGCUCAUCCGAGUUCGUCGUUGAUGAAGAGUGCCUCUUUCAGCUGUUCAAGUCAUGCCGGGAAUGCAACAGACAAUGUACAGUUAGAAAACGUGUCACCGGUCUAAAGCUCGUGGUUAGCCAGGCGUGCUGUUUCUGUCAAAGCCACUCUAAAUGGACUAACCUGCCAGAUGACGACGACGACGGCGGCGGUGAUCUCCAGAUAAAUGGAAAACAAACGGCACUUGAACAGACCAACUCAGCCAAGCAGUAAUGCUAGUUGUAGUGACGCUCCAAGCAGACAGUGGUUCUACGGAGUUUACGUUGAAGCAGGAAAUGUCAACCUGUGACACAGUGGACUAAGCAGCUGGACUUCUGUUUAUUUUGCUGCCUCUGUGGAGGUUGGCUGUUUUUCCUCUGUACUGUCGCUGCGCUGUCGUCAACUGCUCUGUAUGUUUUUACACUCAUUUCCUGAUGCCAUCCCACACCUCAGAGAAGAGGGUGGUUGCCUUGGCUCGCAAUAUCUGUCUGUUGACAUCCUGCAUAGGACAGUAAGUGAUUGUAAAGGCAAAGAUGGUUGCCUGAGGAAAGAUGGGCCGUUCUUUUCUUUCCAGGGAAAACCUUUUUCAAAUUUUUUUUUACUUCAAGACGUAAAUCUUUUGAUCGGUGUUCAUCCUUGUGCCGAUAUGUAGUUUCACAGUACGCAGAUGCUCAAACGAGGAUUGUUGUCAAAUAAUCAAGCAAUAUUGAACCAUG